Beta vulgaris subsp. vulgaris (sugar beet) is the source of this 402-nucleotide messenger RNA. Lineage: Eukaryota; Viridiplantae; Streptophyta; Magnoliopsida; Caryophyllales; Amaranthaceae. The record is from the annotation of a RefSeq genome assembly.
AUGUGUUCAGAACCUGCCGAGCAAGAAGGGCAAAGUGCUAAUAUGGAACAAGGGAAGAGUUUCACUCUAUUGAUAGAAACUUCUAUUAAAAAGGAGGUAGAAUUCAGUCUUUCCUUAUCUAAGGAAGAUGGAUCUUCUCUAGUCUUUCUUAUAUGUGGUUGGUCCCGCCCAUUAGUUCUUAUAUAUGCCCUCAAGGAUUUAAGAAAAGGCCCUUUCAAGCCAUCUUUAUGUCCCCCGGUCCGGUACAAGGGCUCAAUUCAAUAUGAUAUAGGACAGGCCUUCUUUCCGCGCAGCGUAUCUGUGAAAAGAAUCGAUUCUAGUAAGUCAACUGAGUUCAGUAGUGAAGCAUUGGAAGCUCAAGUCCGGAAGUCAGGAAGCUUUACAGUGGCAUCACAGGAAUAA